Molecule: messenger RNA, 870 nt
Organism: Anopheles cruzii
Lineage: Eukaryota; Metazoa; Arthropoda; Insecta; Diptera; Culicidae
Exons: 3
Coding region: 1-870 (289 amino acids)
Source: RefSeq, a predicted model, not a curated record
AUGGCUUCGCCAGGAUAUCGAGUGACGGCCGUCGGAGCGUUGACACUGGUGCUGCUGCUGCUGGCCCUGGUGUGUCCGGGUGUGCUGAGUGACGAUCCUGGCCCAGUGCCGACCCCGUCCGGUGGUCCGCUCAAGCUGGACGACUACGUCCUGAACACGCAGUCCGAGUGCUACAAGUCGAAGCGGCUGGUGUCCUGCUUCAAGUAUCGCUUCUCGCGCUACCUCUGGUCGUUUGCGACGGGACGUAUGAACUGGUUCGCCGCCGAAAACAGUGCGACGGUGGACGGUGCAAGUGGCCUCAAGCUGGUGCGGUUAGCCGAACCGAAAGAGGACGACGUGUUUCCCGAGGCCCGACAGAUGAGCCCGUACGAUAGCGAGCUGCUGAAGGGGGCCAAGUUCCUGCAGCGGUCCCUGAACACCUUCAUCGCCAGCCACGGUGUGCAGGUGGGAAUGGGCGCCGAGAGCGGCGCCCGGUUUAUGGCCGACGAUGACUUUGAGGCGCGCGGCAAGAAGAAGCGCAAGUGGAGCCUUAUCCUGCCGUUGGCCGUGAUGCUGAAGUUGGUGCACUUGAAGCUGCUCCUGAAACCGAUUCUACUCGGCGUGGGCCUAAUCCAGGUGAUGCUGAUCGGUGGCGGUCUGCUGCUGUUCUACUUCUUCCGCAACACCAACAUCUGUAAGAUCCAGCCACACGUCAUCCAUGCACACUCGCACAUCAGCAGCGAGUCCAGUCCGGACCUCUCCUAUGCGGCCUACGGUGCGUACCCGUCCUACUCGGCUUCGCCGUACAACGCGUACAGCAAGGACUGGGCCAGCAACCGGGCGUACAGCGGAUACAGCUUCCUCGAUGCCAUCGAUAAUCAUAAAAUCUAG